CAGCCCCUCAGCAGGGCCGGCAGCAGCACCAGCCACCAUGGCGCUCAGCACCCGCCUCAUCUCGCCCCUCCGUCCCGUGCUGGCAGCUCUGCGCUGGGCAGCCCCCGGGCAGCGCCGGGUGCUCAGCACCCCGCAGGGACCAGGACACACACUGGACCUUGGUGGCAUCUUCCCACCCCUUGCCACCCCCUUCUCACCCAUGCAGGAGGUGGACUAUGCCCGGCUGGAGGGGAACCUGAGCCGCUACGCCAGCAUCCCCUUCCGAGGGCUGGUGGUGAUGGGCUCCAACGGGGAGUACCCCUACCUGGCACCCCAGGAGCGGCUGGAGGUGGUGAGCUGCGUGCGCCGGGCUCUGCCCAGGGACCGCCUGCUGCUGGCCGGCUCGGGCUGCGAAUCCACCCGGGCCACCAUCCAGCUGACUGUCAGCAUGGCAGAGGCAGGGGCUGAUGCGGUGCUGGUUGUGACGCCCUGCUACUACCGGGGAGCCAUGACCGGCGCUGCCCUGGUCCAGCACUACACGGAGGUUGCCGAUGCAUCCCCCAUCCCCGUGGUGCUCUACAGCGUCCCUGCCAACACCGGCGUGGACCUACCCCUGGAGGCUGUGGUCACCCUGGCUCAGCACCCCAACAUCCUCGGGAUCAAGGACAGCGGUGGGGAUAUCACCCGUAUUGGGCUGAUGGUCCAGAAGACACAGGAGCAGAAUUUCCAGGUGCUGGCAGGAUCGGCCGGCUUCCUGCUGGCGAGCUAUGCCCUGGGUGCCUCUGGGGGGAUCUGUGCCCUCGCCAACGUCCUGGGGGCCCCGCUGUGCCAACUUGACCGCCUGUGCCGUGAGGGCCACUGGCAGGAGGCCCGCAAGCUGCAGCACCGGCUCAUCGAGCCCAACACAGCGGUCACCCGCCGGUUCGGGAUCCCAGGGCUGAAGAAAGCCAUGGAGUGGUUCGGCUACUACGGGGGUCCCUGCCGCGCACCCCUGGCUCCACUGAGCCCCCCCCAGGUUGAGGAGCUGAGGGGCGCCUUCACUGCGAACGGCUGGUUGUGAGGGGUACCCCCUGCCCCUUCCCACACUGGGAAGGCAUGGGAGCCAGGGACCCCACGAGCUGGGGACACUGGGACGUGGCCAGGAGAAAGCCACCCAUGUCACUCCUUCCUGCUGGGCAGGGUGGGUAGAGGGGGGACACUCCGCACCCCAUGGCCACCCGUGCAUGCCCACCAGCCCUGAGGGUUCCUCCAUCCCUACUUGGGAAUGGAUGGAUCCUUGCACCACAAACCAGGAAUAAACCUGCUCCCCACCUGUG
Molecule: messenger RNA, 1295 nt
Organism: Strigops habroptila (Kakapo)
Lineage: Eukaryota; Metazoa; Chordata; Aves; Psittaciformes; Psittacidae
Gene: HOGA1
Product: 4-hydroxy-2-oxoglutarate aldolase 1
Exons: 7
Coding region: 38-1039 (333 amino acids)
Biological process (GO): N-acetylneuraminate catabolic process
Molecular function (GO): 4-hydroxy-tetrahydrodipicolinate synthase activity; N-acetylneuraminate lyase activity
Source: RefSeq, a predicted model, not a curated record